This is a messenger RNA of Mauremys reevesii (Reeves's turtle), 1291 nucleotides long. RefSeq names its product RAB interacting factor (gene RABIF). Bases 48 to 455 code for a protein of 135 amino acids. Lineage: Eukaryota; Metazoa; Chordata; Testudines; Geoemydidae. Gene Ontology annotation, biological process: post-Golgi vesicle-mediated transport; small GTPase-mediated signal transduction. Gene Ontology annotation, molecular function: guanyl-nucleotide exchange factor activity; zinc ion binding. The transcript has 2 exons. The record is from RefSeq and is a predicted model, not a curated record. Gene Ontology annotation, cellular component: membrane; cytosol.
GGCCCCUGAUGCGCGCGCCGAGGCGGCACUAAUGCGCCUGCGCGGCCAUGGCGGCGCCCUGCGCGGAGAUGGAGCCGGCAGCGGCUCCUCGCGGUCCACGCGCGGGGGAGCUGGUUUGCGCGCGGGGCCGCAACCGUAAGGCCGUGUUGUGCCAGCGCUGCGGCUCGCGCGUGCUGCUGCCCGGCGCCGCUACCUUCGCGCGCAGAGAGCUUUUCCUUCCCUCCAUGAAGAAGAAGACAGCCCUGCUUGCCAGCAACUCUCCGGAUGGGGAUGUGCUCCAGGAUCACUGGCUCGUAGAUGACAUGUUUUCCUUUGAGAAUAUUGGGUUCACCAAGGACGUUGGGAAUGUAAAGUUCCUCAUAUGCGCAGACUGUGAGAUCGGGCCAAUUGGCUGGCACUGCCUAGAUGAUAAGAAGAGCUUCUACGUAGCCCUGGACCGUGUUUCUCAUGAGUAGCAUCCUGAGUGGAGCUGGGACUCUCUGCGAGGCCAUCCCAGCUGGUGGCCAGGAUUCCUCAGUGCAACCAUUCCACAGCUCUUAACAUGUACCAACAUGAAGCCAGAGGCACCGGCGCGUGGACUUGAACAUGUCAUGGAUUCAUCUUAACAUCUUAUUUAAAGCAAUGGGCAAUUAUUGUCACAUUCCAUGCAUUACGGCUUCCUCUGGUCCUUCCUCCCACUGUAACACGGGGAUGGCGAUUCCACAGUCUCCCAUUUCUGAUUUUUAGUCCUAACUCAUGGGCAGUCUCAUCUUGGUUCCUGAAGUGUAAAAUGUGAGCAUAACUCUUCCCACCAGAUGUCUUUCCCACAGAAACUCACGGUUUGUUUUUUUAUUUAAAUUUUGACUGUAAUGUAGAACAUUGUGAUGUAUUUCAAUGAAAAAGCUUUCUCCAAAAGGGAGGAACAAACUAGGAACUGCACCUUUGAGAGGACAGCUAGGUAGAUAGAACUUUGCCCAUUUUCUCAGGCAUUUUAUUCAGUUUUAGUGGUUUCUCACUAUGAUUUGGCUUACAGGGUUUGCCCUUCAUGCCGCAUGUAAAAGUUUACAGCCUGGGCAGCUUUCUCCCUCCUUUUAAAAGAUUACUUUCCUGCUUGUAUUUACAGUUUAAAUUGUUCACGGCCUGGCAAUGAAAAAUGGCCUGGGCUGUUGCUGGUGUGGAGGUUUCAUUUUGCAGGAAGUAUAAGAGUGUUUCCUGUGUAAGAUAAAAUCCAUAGUCAAAUUGCAAAAAGUAAAUGUACUUGAACUGUUAUAAUCAAUAUUCAUGUUCAAUUAAAUUUAUUCCAUGUUUCUCA